Messenger RNA from Kwoniella mangroviensis CBS 8507, 1473 nucleotides. RefSeq lists its product as uncharacterized. Gene Ontology annotation, cellular component: cytoplasm. Gene Ontology annotation, molecular function: protein serine/threonine kinase activity; ATP binding. NCBI's taxonomy places the organism in Eukaryota, Fungi, Basidiomycota, Tremellomycetes, Tremellales, Cryptococcaceae. The coding region runs from base 1 to 1473 and encodes 490 amino acids. The record is from RefSeq and is a predicted model, not a curated record. Gene Ontology annotation, biological process: protein phosphorylation. The transcript has 13 exons.
AUGUCAACAUACUCCCAAACCAGCUCGAACAACCCACAUGCAGAUCCAGAACUAUACUAUGUCAAGCAAAAUAGGAUAGGCAAGGGUAGUUUUGGUGAAGUGUACAAGGGAUACGACAAGCGAACUUCUUUACCUGUCGCUAUCAAGAUAAUCGAUUUGGAGUCAGCGGAAGAUGAGAUUGAUGAUAUUCAGCAAGAAAUUCAGAUCUUGGGUCAAUUAGAUAGCGAAUUUGUAACGAGAUACCAUGGAUCGUAUUUGAAAGGGUCACAUUUAUGGAUUAUAAUGGAAUAUUGUUCUGGUGGAUCAUGUUCUGAUCUGAUGAAAGCUGGUAUCUUCCGUGAAGAAUAUAUUGCAAUCCUAGCCAGAGAGUUAUUAAGAGGAUUAGAAUAUUUACAUGGUGAAGGGAAAUUACAUAGAGAUAUCAAAGCUGCUAACAUAUUAUUGACUGCUGGAGGGGAUGUCAAGCUUGCUGAUUUUGGUGUAUCUGGUCAAUUGACCGCUACGAUGACUAAGAAAAACACCUUUGUCGGAACACCUUAUUGGAUGUCACCUGAAGUGAUCAAACAAUCGGGAUACGAUCAUAAAGCCGAUAUCUGGAGUUUGGGAAUUACAUGUAUUGAAAUGGCGAUGGGUGAACCUCCUUAUGCGGAUCUGCAUCCUAUGAAAGUACUAUUCCUUAUUCCUAAAAACCCACCUCCUCAAUUGGACGAAACUAAAUUCUCAAGAACUUUCCGUGAUUUCCUUUCCCUAUGUCUGCAACGUGACCCACGGAUGCGUCCCACUGCUAAAGAUCUAUUGAAACAUAAAUUCAUCAGAACAGCUAGAAAGGCAUCAUACCUUACCGAGUUGAUUGAGAGGUACGAGAAAUGGAAAGCUGAAGGUGGGGCUAAGGGUGGGGAGGAGAAUAGAGGUGAUGGCAUGUCAUCAGAACAUGGCUAUGGUCCUGCUCAGGAUGCCUUAUGGGAUUUCGGUACCGUACGAAACGCCUUACCUCCCCAACCUACUCAACCCAGUACGGUCUCUCGAGCGACUGGUCGACCUCUUCCACCUUCUUCAGGCGGCACACCAACUUCAGCUGCGACACCUACCAAGAACGACUUACCGCCGUCCAUCAACGGUAGAGCUCUACCCACCCUUCCUCCCUCAGCAUCCCGGGCUACAAUCAUAGGUUCAGACCCCGAACCUGCUUAUCAGACUAUCAGGAAUGCCUUACCUCAAGGUCCACCUCCGCAUCAACAUUCGCAACAGGUGCAGCAGGUACAUGAGGAUGAGGGCGAUGAGGAUGUCAUGCUGGAGGGGGUCAUUGUACCGGCAAUCAACAGUCUUGCGACCCGUGUGCCCAAUGAUCACGCUCGCGAAGCUCUCGCUCGACUACGUCAAGCAUUCAUCGAAGCUGAACGAUCCAUACCCGGUGUCACGUCUGCAUUCGUCUUGGAGGUCGUGGAGAGCGUUGAGCAGGUAGAAGAUCAUUAA